Nestor notabilis (Kea) is the source of this 888-nucleotide messenger RNA. RefSeq names its product synaptojanin 2 binding protein (gene SYNJ2BP). The record is from RefSeq and is a predicted model, not a curated record. NCBI's taxonomy places the organism in Eukaryota, Metazoa, Chordata, Aves, Psittaciformes, Psittacidae. The annotation marks the transcript as partial. The transcript is spliced from 3 exons. Gene Ontology annotation, molecular function: protein binding.
GGCUGGGCUUCAACAUUGUUGGUGGGACAGAUCAGCAGUACAUUUCCAAUGACAGCAGCAUCUAUGUCAGCCGGAUCAAAAAGGAUGGGGCAGCUUACCUUGAUGGCCGAUUACAAGAAGGAGAUAAAAUUUUAUCGGUUAAUGGCAGAGACUUGAAGGAUUUGCGGCACAAGGAUGCUGUGGAACUGUUCAGGAAUGCAGGCUGUGACGUGUCUUUGAAAAUUCAGCGCAGGUUGCAGCCACAGAAUGGCCCUGUGGGUCAUCGAGGCGAUGGAGAAUCAGGCGGGCUUCCUCUAGCAGCCAUUCUUGUGCCAGGCCUGGCGCUUGCUGCGGCAGCGGUCUGGAUCUUGCUGAGGUAUCGACAGCGGAUGUGAAGAGUUCACGUUUUGGAUAUCACUGCGUAUUUACACAGCUAUGAUGUAAUUUAAAGAUAGAGAAUCAACGAUCUUAUCACAGACUGACGUCAAAGAGGAUCAUUGCCUAUCGUAAAGCUGCUGCUGAUGUUCUCUGUAUGUUGAUUUUGUUGCAGGGUGGAUGGAAGCAGAGAGGAAAAGGGGAAGGGAGAUGACUGUUCACAUAUAGGGUGAGAUAGCUGGUUUUUUGACUAAUCUGAGGAGGUUUUGACAUCCCCCUCUAUUUUGCACCAUGAACUUUCGAACACUCAUCUAUUUCUUGUUUUAAGAUGUGAUUUGUUAAAGGGAGUGGGGGUUGGGGUGGUUUUAAAUCAGAAACAUUUACUAGAGGCUUUGCCUUGUUUCUACUGCAUUUUUCUUGAAACUAAUGAACCCUGUCUGAACCAUGAAUAAAGAGAAGCAACACAGAGGGUAUAUUAUUUUUUCCACUGAAUUUUUGUUGGUUGUUGCUAAAUAAAUGCCUUAGGAAAAAUGU